AUGAAUAAUUGCUUAUCGCUAAAGGCUCCGUUGUCAUCAAAUAGCCGUCCACCAAAUUCGUUGGUUGGGUCAAGAAUUGUUACAACGCCGCUUGUGUAUACUCCCUUAGCUAAAGAGAGGAAAAAGCCUGCUGUAAUACAUGAAUUGACAUUCAUAAUUGAUGGGUAUCGUUGUACCAUUAGGCCAGGAUAUCCCAUUUAUCUUACCCUAAUCAAGCCCAGAGAUUUGAGAGAAACAGCAGUUGCUAAAAGAAAAUUCAGAGUCAACAGGAGUACCAGUAACUUACCACAACUUGUUCGGCCCUUCGAAGACCCACCGGAAUGUAUCUUACCACCACCAUACAACCCGCAAAGCACAGCAUUGGAGGAUUUAUUCUUAGGGCUGCCUAUAAAUGUUCGUUGGAUGAUAUACGAUUACCUCUCAGUCGCCAGGACAAAACCGAUACUAAUCAGAUCGCCUCUUUCUUCUGCCUAUAAAGAAAGCCACAAGCCGUUGACAAAGACUCACGCUAUUCUUGCAGUGAGCAAGGCGAUUCAUCAUGAUGUUGCUGAGUACUUUUAUACUAAAUCUAAUUUUAUGAUUGGAAGCUGGAGAUGGGAUCAGGAACCGGAGCUUGAGCCUUCCCCUGAUGGUCUACAAACUUUUCUUUCUUGGACCCCUCGACAUUAUGUCAACUGCAUAACUAGACUUAGUAUUCUGGCCCGUCUUGUCGUUUACUUUCGAAAAACAGAAUUUACACAUGCGGACCUCAUGUAUUUUGAGGCUAUGACAAUGGUCACAAGAGAAAGCUUCGUCAAUCUGCGAGUCUUGUUUGUUUUGUUCACUGAGUUUGACGGUGUAUGUGUUCCAGAUUGUCCACUGGAUGUUGGAGUUAAGACAGAUGGAUGGCAUAACACUUUAUACAAUUCAUUCAAGACGUUGUUGAAUCAUCAGAGUCUUCAAGAGAUAUACUUAGGAGUGGACUUGAUAGGAAAGCCAGCUCGGUAUAAAGAAACCCCCGCUUGGGACCAAUUGCCAGAUCGUAACGCUUUCGUGUUGAUCAAGGAGAUGGCGAAGUACGCUACGAUGGAGCACGGUUCAUGGAUAUUGUAUGGCGAAGAGGAUUGGGACAGUCUAUUCGCAUGUGAAGAAGACUAUGAAAGUUACCGUUAUGAGCCUAAUCUUUGCCCGAUUGACAGAAAAAUUUGA
Molecule: messenger RNA, 1188 nt
Organism: Botrytis porri
Lineage: Eukaryota; Fungi; Ascomycota; Leotiomycetes; Helotiales; Sclerotiniaceae
Exons: 1
Coding region: 1-1188 (395 amino acids)
Source: RefSeq, a predicted model, not a curated record